CAAAUAAAUAAAUAACAGCUAUGCCUAGUAUAAUUACAGUGCAGGUAAAUACUCGUUGUUCUAAAAAAAAAGAAGAAAAAAAUAGUGUUUAUGAUAAAGCCCUUAAAAAAACAGUGACGGAUAUAAUGUUGUCAUGUUGCAUAUUAUUGUCAAACCUAUUAGUGUAUGAUAAGAAAAGAAGACUUACAUUUGCUGCGAUUUCUUUAUCCUUUCUCUUUUUAUUGCGUAAUUGCGCAGCGCUCUGGUAACAUGCAUGUGUAUUAAUCGAGUGAUUUAUUGAGAAAUGGACCUGCUCUUGUCUCUUUAUAGCAGCCAGCCUAUGACAUACCAGUGUGGAUCAAUAUCACUUGAAUGCACGUCAGAUGCCGUUAAUUUACGUUAUCUUCAGUAAAUUGUACUCGCAAGUUAGAGCGUUUAUAUCCGGCGAUAAUACACGUCUCAAUCAAGAACUUUAGCGCAAAUGUGUUCUAAAUGGAACAGAUUCGCUCCAGAACGUGAUUCCAGGUUACCAGGCUGUCGCUGAGCCGUGGAUACAGCCGUGUGUCGAGGUAAACAAGACGGGAAAACAAGAUAAAUAUCGACAGCUGCAGGCCUUCAACUGAUGCGGUGAUUUAUUCACUGUCAUCAACCAGACAUGAUGAGACCUCCUGUGGUGCUCUGUUAUUUCCUCCUCAUCAUGAGUGAAGGCCUCACAGCAAGCAACACAGCCCGCAGGAGUAUAUCCUUUCAAGACAUGAAAUUGAAACAGUUCAGAGAGCCCGGUUUUGGAAGCUUGAGCUCUUUGAUGAUAAGAGAGGACAUUGGACAACUCGUCCUCGGAGCCAAAGGGAAAGUGUUCACCCUCAGCUUGGAUGACAUCACCAAUAAGACCAGUGAGGCCGAAUGGACAGUGAGUUCAUCAGACAAAGCAAUCUGUCAAACGAAGGGCAAGGACACUGAGGAAUGUGAUAACUUCAUCCGGACUCUACACACAGAGGAGGAUGGGAAAAUGCUGGUGUGUGGAACAAACGCUUUCAACCCUGCAUGUGACUACAUGACUUUCACAAAUGGAAAAGUCUCCCUGGAAGGAAAGAAGCAUGGGGGUCGGGGGAAAGUUCCUUUUGAUCCCUACCAACGCUUUGCUUUCCUUACGGCUGGAAACACUUUGUUCUCUGCCACUUCCUCCAACUUUCUGGGCACAGAACUGGUGUUUCAGAGACACGGACAGAACCCCCUGAAGACUGAAAUGAAACUCUCCUGGUUCAACGAGCCUACCAUGAUUUCAAUAAGCCUUACUGAAGCAAGCAAAAACAGUGAGGACGGCAAAGACGAUAAUGUAUUCCUUUUCUUCACUGAAAACGCUGUAGAGGAACGUCAUAACAUCCAGGUGUCAAGGAUUGCACGUGUGUGUAAGAGUGACUUGGGGGGCAAAAGAACCCUGCAGAGAAAGUGGACGUCUUUCCUGAAGGCCCGUUUGGACUGUCCAUUUGGCGAUGCUGGUUCACCAGCUCUGGUUCAGGACGCUUUCCUUCUCCAAGACCAAAAUAACUGGAAGGAUAGCAUCUUCUACGCCACAUUCACCACUAACUCGGAGUCCUCAGGUGCUUGCAGCCAGUCUGCUGUCUGUGCCUACAAGCUAUCAGACAUCAGCCGGGUGUUCAGCGGUAGAUUUUUGACUGAGACAGAUAAUGGGAGGUGGGAGACAUACACAGGAGAGGAGCCAUUCCCUCACCCUGGUUCAUGCAUUAACGAUGAACUGCGGGCCAAAAGUGUCAUGACCUCUCUCGACCUCUCAGACAAAACCCUGCUGUUUGUGAAGAACCACCCUCUGAUGGAGGGAGUAGUUACACCAAUCACUGGUAAGCCUCUGCUGGUCCACUCAGAGACACGAUUUUCCAAAAUUGUCGUGGACCAAAUCACUUCACCGGAUGGACGACGGCAUCAAGUUCUGCUUAUUGGCACAGACUCUGGUUGGCUGCAAAAGGCAGUGAAGUUUGAUGGAGAGAACAGCCACAUCGUCGAGGAGCUGCAGCUGUUUCAAACUCCUCAGCCUGUUGACUUUCUCCAGCUCUCCUCUAAAACAGGCCAGCUGUACUGUGGCACCAAUAACAUUACUGUUCAAGUUAAUAUAAGGGACUGCAGCCGAUACACAUCAUGUGAUGACUGCCUUCUAGCCAGAGACCCAUACUGUGGCUGGGACAGGAUCAGAGGCCAGUGUGCCUCUGUUGUUGGUGCAUUUCUUGGGUCAAUGAUUCAGAGUUUGAGUGAUGGAGACAUCCAGAUGUGCCCAGUCUCUGAGUUGAAAAAGAAGCCUGCCAUCGUCCACCUCAUCACCGGUAUAGCACAGUUCCUCCCAUGUUCCCCUGAGACAAACCUCCCAGUCAAGUGGCGCCUCUCUGACAGCAUCCUUCUUCCUGGGCCCCGACACAAUGUGCUCAGCCAGGGUCUCAUAAUCAGACCCUCCUAUUCUGAUUCUGGCAUUUACUCCUGUGAGACAGUGGAAACAGUAAAGGGUAAAGUGCACCGGAAGACUGUGGUCCAGUACUUUGUCCAGGUUCAUGACACUUACACUCUUAUCAAGAUCAUGCAGGCAGCUGUGAUCACCUUGGCUGUUUUCACCUGUUUACUAAUAUACCGAAUGGCAAAACAGCGAAAUCGCAUCACUUGUGGCAACAGAAACUGUCACCAGGCAGGGGAGCGCAGUGCGGAGACUGCAUCUGUACUCCCAGAAUGCACUGUGGCAGAAGUAACAAAGUGAUCCCUCCUUUUGCAUUUUUUGUCAUCGUCUCACAAGUAUGUUCCCCUCAAAGCAAAAAAAAUAA
This is a messenger RNA of Centropristis striata (black sea bass), 2801 nucleotides long. Its product is annotated as semaphorin-4E-like. The transcript has 15 exons. NCBI's taxonomy places the organism in Eukaryota, Metazoa, Chordata, Actinopteri, Perciformes, Serranidae. Gene Ontology annotation, biological process: negative chemotaxis; neural crest cell migration; semaphorin-plexin signaling pathway. Gene Ontology annotation, molecular function: semaphorin receptor binding; chemorepellent activity. The coding region runs from base 635 to 2737 and encodes 700 amino acids. The record is from RefSeq and is a predicted model, not a curated record.